Melozone crissalis (California towhee) is the source of this 618-nucleotide messenger RNA. RefSeq names its product transmembrane protein 17B-like. Gene Ontology annotation, cellular component: ciliary transition zone. The record is from RefSeq and is a predicted model, not a curated record. Gene Ontology annotation, biological process: non-motile cilium assembly. The transcript is spliced from 4 exons. NCBI's taxonomy places the organism in Eukaryota, Metazoa, Chordata, Aves, Passeriformes, Passerellidae. Bases 1 to 618 code for a protein of 205 amino acids.
AUGGCUGUGCCCACCCCGCUGCCCCCCAGCCUGCGCCGGGGCCUGGUGGUCUUCAGUGGCUCCCUCUUCAUCAACAACAAGACGUGGGACAGCGGCACUGCCCCCAGCUCUCAGCCAGCUCACAAGGUGCUGUCCAGCCUGCCCCUCCAGGUGAUGCUCUACUUCAACGUCUACUACUUCCCAGUCUGGUGCCUGGCUGAGGGGAUUAUGCUGCACCUGAAGUACCACCUGCUGCCAUGGCACUAUCAGUUCCUGCUGGUCGCAGCCUUCCUCAUCCUCUCGCUGGCUGAGGGCUCCCGCCUCUACCUGGGCUACCUGGGGAACCUCCAGGAGAAGGUGCCUGAGCUGGCUGGGUUCCUGCUCCUCUCCUUCCUGAUCCAGCUGCCCCUCCUGCUCUUCCUGCUGUCAGACAGGCAGGUCAUCCACCUACCGCUGGAGGUGCCCCUGCACAGCUUGUUCCUGGCCUUCCUCCUCCUCGAGAUCGUGGCUGCCUUCCUGGUGCUGAGGACUAUGACCAAGCAGCUGGCGGCCCAGUUCUACCUGCGGCAGUUCCAGGAGGGUGGCAGGGCCCGGCUGGAGCCUGGGGGCACAGGGGGACAGGCAGCCGGGAUGGGCUGA